This is a messenger RNA of Hylaeus anthracinus, 3155 nucleotides long. Its product is annotated as DIS3-like exonuclease 2. Gene Ontology annotation, cellular component: exosome (RNase complex); P-body. Gene Ontology annotation, molecular function: RNA binding; 3'-5'-RNA exonuclease activity. Bases 711 to 3062 code for a protein of 783 amino acids. The transcript is spliced from 7 exons. Gene Ontology annotation, biological process: mRNA catabolic process; miRNA catabolic process. Lineage: Eukaryota; Metazoa; Arthropoda; Insecta; Hymenoptera; Colletidae. The record is from RefSeq and is a predicted model, not a curated record.
AAUGUUGCCUAAACUGGGAUUCUUUAAUUCUUGACGUCCGAGGAGAAAAUCACUAAUGUUGGCUACCCCUUCUCUUUUUGAUUCGCUGGUCCAAUAAUAAAUAAUGAAAUGUCUACCAAACGUCUUGACGAGUAAGUAGAAAGGGUAGUUGCUGUUGGUGAUUUUCCCCUUAGACGAUAAGGAUGAACGAACUCGAUCGUAUGUGUUACAUUUAAAACAUGAUUUUUAAAUUAAAAAAAUGUAAAUACCUGUAAUUUAUUAAUUCGGAUAAAUUAAAUAAGUACUUAAAAAUGGAAUAAGUAAAUCACAAACUAUAAAUUGUCGAAUUUAAGUAUACCUUACUUUAAGUUCGUGUCAAAUGUAAAUAUUGAUAUGUAAUAUCGAGUAAAAGAAAGCAGUAUUAUUUUUGUUAAACGGAUUAUAUUUUUGUUAAUAUUAAAGUGUAUUGAGUCAUUCGAAGGUAUAUAUAUAUAUAUAGUUUGCUUGUGUUUACUUGGUGUAAUAUCGCUUCCUUAUCGUUGAAAUCGAGUGAAAUCAUCAUAAGAUAACCUAUUUACAUUUUUUAUUUUGCUCGCUACCCAAGUGUGUAGUUUGUUAUCGACAUGUCCAAAUAAUAUUUGCGAAUACGAUAAAAUAACGAUUAUGUAAGGUAAACUAUCUGUUAUAUAUUGUGAACAUUUAAACCAGUAAUUUGUGUAAAAUUUGACAUUAUGUCCGAAGAAGCAAGUCUGCCUGCUGUUGUUAAAAAAAAUCGACGCAAAUCGCGUAAAAAACCUGAUACUAAAAUUAGUAAAAAUGAGAAUAAUGUAAUGCCACAGUGUACUAAUGAAAUUGUUAAAAAUGAAGCAAAAGAACAGAGGUUCUCCAUAAAAUCCAAUGAUAAGAAAAUUCCAAAAGCUUUAAGAAAACAGGAAACAUUUCCAGAUCAUAUUCCUAUAAAACAAAUUGAUAAACUAUUAAACAAUGAAACUCCAACAAAUGUAGAGUAUGUAGAAGGAUAUCUACGCAUUAAUCCUAAGUAUUAUAAGCAUGCAUACUUAUCUCUACCCAAUGAGAAACGUGAUUUAUUGAUUAUUGGUUUGAGAGACCGAAAUCGAGCCUUAGAUGGAGACCAUGUUGUAGCUUGUAUAAAUCCUUUGGAAAAUUGGCAAAUAGAUUCAGAUGGACAACAACGAAAAACAGGUUUCAUUGUUUGCAUACGAGAAAAAGUACAUCCAAGAUUGACAAUUGGGCAUUUAAAACAACAGGGCUCAUCUAUAUGUUUCUAUCCUAGAGAUAAACGGGUACCCUUACUUAGAAUAUAUCCAGAAUCACUACCGAAACAGUUUAAUACACAUGAUUUACAAAAUAAAUUAUUCUUAGCUGCUAUAAUUAGUUGGGUGAAACCUCUAUUUGCAAUCGGGAAAAUUGUAAAGAUAGUUGGGACUGCAGGUGAUAUAUCCACAGAGUCAAAUGCAAUAUUACUUGAACAUAAUUUAGAUGUGACACCUUAUAGUCAGGAAGUAAUAAAAGGUCUUCCAGACAGCGAUUACGUAUUAACAGAAAAUGACAUAAAAGAUAGAGAGGAUUGGAGACAUGAAUGUGUGUUUACUAUUGACCCCGAUACUGCUGUUGAUUUAGAUGAUGCAGUUUCUUGUAAACUUUUGGACAAUGGAAACUAUGAAAUUGGUGUACAUAUAUCUGAUGUUACUCACUAUUUAGAAUUUUUAUCUCUGUUAGAUAUUCUAGUCGCAAAAAGAGCAACAACUGUUUACAUGACCGACAAUGUGUAUCAUAUGUUACCAAAACAGCUAUGCCAAGUAUGUUCUUUACUACCUGGUCAAGAUAAGCUGGCAUUUUCUGUUAUUUAUGAAAUUACACCAGACGCAAAGAUCGUCAGUCAUCGUUUUGCUAAAACUGUAAUUAGAUCGUGUUGUCAAAUGGCUUAUCAACAUGCUCAGAAAUUUAUUGAAAAUCCCGGAAAUAAUUGGCCUGGUGACUUUUUAAAUAUAAUUGGGAACUUUAAUUCUAAUGAUUUGUCAGUAAAAGUAAAUAUUUUACACGAUUUAGCUAUUCAGAUGCGUAAUGAAAGAUUUGCAAACGGUGCAUUACGAAUAGAUCAACCAAAAUUCCAUGUUAUAAUUGAUAAAAUUACUAAUUUACCAAAAUCUUACUAUAUAGAAGAACAAAAAGAUAGUAACAGACUUAUAGAAGAGUUUAUGUUACUAGCUAAUACGACGGUUGCCAUUCAUUUGUAUAAUACUAUUCCUAAAACUGCUUUACUGCGUAAUCAUAGAGAACCGUCGAAAUAUCUUCUGAACUCGGUCAAAAACAUUUUACAAAAAUUUGGAAUUCAUUUAAAUAUUGAAUCAUCUGCAUCUUUACAUACUAGUAUUACACGUUACGAGCAAGAAUUGAUGGAAUCUGACUGUAUCGAAACUAAAACUAUAAUGAAAUGUACAACAAUGAUUAUCAACAAUCUUUGUUCCAAAGCUAUGAAUCGGGCAACCUAUACAUGUUCUUCCACUGUUCUAACGGAAGAGGAAUUAAAACAUUACGCUUUAAAUGUACCGUUUUAUACGCAUUUUACUUCUCCAAUUAGACGAUACGCCGAUUGUAUGGUACAUCGAUUACUUUAUUCGACCAUAAGAAAUGAGGCACUACCCGAACAAUGGUCAGAAAAGCUAUGCAUGAAUAUAGCGGCAAAUUGCAAUUUAAAAAAGUACAAUGCGAAAGUAGCUCAAGAAGAGAGUAGUAAGUUGUACUUUGCAUAUUUAGUAAAUUUAACUGGGCCACAUGUUACUAUGGGUAUUGUAUUACAUGUACAAGAACAAAGUAUAGACGUUAUACUCUGCCAAGUAGGUAUAAAAUUACGAGUUUACUUCAUGGAAUUAGAAAAUUUGAAAAGUUUUAAGUAUUCCACAGAAUGUUCAGUUCCGACAAUAAGUAUUACUUGGAAGCAACCUGCCAUUACUCAAGUAAUCACUGUUUUUACUUUAUUAUAUUUGAGGAUUGAAACAGAUCCUACAUUAUUAAAGCUUACAGGUGUUCUUUUACCACCAAAUCAAGAAGCAAAAUUAUAAUAAUAACAACAUGUUUAUGUUGUACAUUAUAUUUGGAAAAGCUAUUGCAAACAUAUUUUUAAUUCUAUACUCGAGACAUUUUUAUAGACAAGA